Molecule: messenger RNA, 1420 nt
Organism: Kockovaella imperatae
Lineage: Eukaryota; Fungi; Basidiomycota; Tremellomycetes; Tremellales; Cuniculitremaceae
Exons: 1
Coding region: 106-1317 (403 amino acids)
Source: RefSeq, a predicted model, not a curated record
CUUGGCUUCAGAUUUCGGAUCUGUCAGGUCGAGUCUGACAUAUGUACACCGCUAAAUGACAUCGACAUUCUCAUCAGUGUUGGUUCGACCUCGUAAGGACUGAGCAUGGCUUCAGUUGACACGAGCAAGGUCAUGCCACUCUCAGCGUUUCAUCGCCUACCUCACGAAGUUUGUCUCCGAAUACUAAGUCAUCUGGACCCAAAUCAGUCCAAUCUCGAACGAGCGGCUCUAGCGACCUGUCUGAGGCUUUUUCCAGGACAAUCCGAAGCCAUUCACAAGAGCCUAUACGCCACGCUGGACCUUGACGACCUGUACGAAGAGUACGAACCGGAAGAAACCUUCGACGAUUGGCUUGAGCGAUAUGGCGAGACGAGUGCAGUGUUCAACGAGAAAGAUUGGCGACGACGGCAAAGACCUAUCGACCGUAGAUUGCUGGCAUACUGUACGCGGCUCAUUGUCCCUCGAUAUCUAUCUGGAUUCAAACGUGGAGAUUGGACAGCUGAGGAGUUUUCAAAUCUCCAAGUCUUGCAGAUCAAGGACAACCUACGUCCAACCCUUCAAGGAUAUACUGGACCCAGUUCCCAUAUAGCCACAAUGGGGACGAUGAUCUUCCCUUGUCGGAUCCAUAUUUCGAAGCACAUCGACCAGUGCUUCAUGUGCGAGUUUUUGAGGGACCUAAGACCGUCCAUGUUGGUGCUUGACACUUAUGAAAUUGGUGACAUGUGGACACCGACACUCAUGUUCUCACCAGGGGACAAUGGAGAAGAUAUUACGCCAUUGGGCAUAGCGGUCAAAACCCUGGUGAUCACUCCGAGGCACGUAACACCUCGCACGCUGACACGAUACAUCCACCUCAUGACUCCGUUCCCGGCCUUACUCUAUCUAUUCAAAGAGUUGAUCGUCAUAUUCUCGCCUGAUACCUUUUUCAACAAUGGUCUCACCACUGCUGAGGAAAGCAAAGGGACUGAAGGACGAUACGAGACGCUCGUUUACGAUCUCGUAUCUCUCAUGUCCGCGGAUACACCAUCUAUGGCUCAGCACCUCAAGUUGACCAUCGUCGGCAUAGGAAGAUUCCCUCAAGUCACAGGCUGUGGCAGUUCUACCACUGGUACUUCCACACCGUUAGACAUUCAGACGCAAUUUGAAUCGGAUAUCACGUCGGGGACAUGCUUCGACUUUCACGUUCCCCAAGCGAAGAAGGAGUUUGAAAAGUGUUCCAGACCGACUCGAUUCGUGGACCUGCCAGACUUCGCAGAGGAAGUGCGUGGCACUCAUCUGGAGUUCCUUGCGCCAAUUGCGCCAAAGGAUUGUACGUAGCAGGAUCACUUUGACAGACAUCUGUAUCAAAGUCUCCGUUGUAUUGUUCCGCGGUCAGACCUCCGAUAACUUCCUUCACGACAUGAGACGACAUGAAAUGCAU